Molecule: messenger RNA, 255 nt
Organism: Coprinopsis cinerea okayama7#130
Lineage: Eukaryota; Fungi; Basidiomycota; Agaricomycetes; Agaricales; Psathyrellaceae
Exons: 4
Coding region: 1-255 (84 amino acids)
Source: RefSeq, a predicted model, not a curated record
AUGCCGGUUCCUUGGGAAGCUUUGAUCCCCUUCGGGCUCUUGACGGCCAUGUUCGGGACAGCGGGCACCCUCUUCAAUAUCUCAACGAGAGCCCAGAACGAAGGACUGCCACCCAGGUACAAUUUGGAUAAAUGGGAGUCCUUGAUGAUGGAGCGAGACAAACGGUUGACCGGGACGAAACGAGGGCAGACGGCGAACCCAAUAGCCCCGGAGCACUUUGCAACCAGCUCUGUAUGGACGGGCUUCAAAGUAUGA